This is a messenger RNA of Carassius auratus (goldfish), 1283 nucleotides long. RefSeq lists its product as uncharacterized. NCBI's taxonomy places the organism in Eukaryota, Metazoa, Chordata, Actinopteri, Cypriniformes, Cyprinidae. Bases 16 to 873 code for a protein of 285 amino acids. The record is from RefSeq and is a predicted model, not a curated record. The transcript is spliced from 3 exons.
ACAAAAGUUUGUGCUAUGUCAGCGGAAGAACGUCAGAGUCUGUCUUCUGUCCACACCCAUCCUUCCUCGUCUAUGAAACUGCCCAAAAUUCAGACUCAAGUAAAGCCUUCACUUCAGAAGUCUGAGAAACCCGAGCCUCGCAAAUAUGAUUCUGCAGUCUCGGGCAGCAUUGAGGAGCAGUACAAGAAGAACAGCGAGGAGGACGGAGACAAACUGUUUCAUGCAAGCAUGAGAGAACCAUCAUUCAUAAUUGACAUCAAAGCUCAAGAAAACAACCUCCAGAAGCUGGAUCGAGCUUUUCAAAAGAACAACAUUUCCUCUGAAAUAUACAACCUGUGCAGAGGAACCGUCAAUCAGACACUUAAGAGUGUUGAGCUGCGUCUCGGAUGUCUUUUACGGAGAUACAUCAAACAUGUCCAAAUGAAGCAAUUAAGGAAGACGCUCGAUGGAAAUUUCAAGGCGACCAGAAAUUUAAGGGAUGGACUGGAGUUCAAAAAAGUCCAUUCUCAGCUCUGCAAGUUUGACCGUUUCCAGCAGAGUGUAAACAAAAUCUGGGACGCCAAGCAAGCCUCCACCGAUGAGACACGAGGACUCUGCAUCGCACGGACGGCCCAUUUAUACCAGCAGGUGAAUGCGGUGCAUGGCCUACAUCUGGCAGGCAUAUCAUUUGAGCAAAGGCAUGUAUCACUGCCUCUGCUCACUGUGACACCCGUGCGGUUCAGCUCCAAUCUGCGUCCAUCUCCUCCUCGGGGACCGCGAACUUCACCCAGCAGAGCCAGUCCAGCACGUCAUCCUCAAAUCCACCCCAAACCUCUGCACCACACGACCAGGAACACACCAGGCAGUUUCCUGAAGAUCAGUCACAUUCAAUAAUGAUGGCCAGUGUCAACAUAAUGGCUUGUAUCUGAACCCAAGAAGAGAUUAUUGAAAUGUCACAAAGAUAAAACAAAAGCGAGGACGCAUCAGGAACAGACUCUGGAUAAAACAGAAGCACCGGCCUGUAGACAUAGGAAGAUGGUUUAAUUUACAUUUGUUACACUGCACUGCUCAGUCAGCGGUUAUUGACAUCUAAAUGUAGCCAUUGAUUGGUUAACCCAUAUUAGUGAUUUCAAGCUUUGCCAGUCAAAUAGCCUAUGUUAUAUUAAGGAAGAGCUAUGUCUUAAUCAGUGUAUAUAUUUUUUUUGUUUAAGCUUAUAUUGUAAUAAAUAUAUAAAUAAACAUAUGAAUAAUAAAAAUUAUAAAUAAUAAAGAUAUGAAUCUCUCUUUAUUGUUGGGCACUUAAG